AUGAAAAGAAGAAGAAGUGAUAAUGGAAGAGAUAAUGGAAGAGAUACUACAACUAUUCAAUCAUGGGAGGAGUUUUACCGAACUAUUAAUAGUCCUCUUUACCCUGGCUAUAAUAUGGAUCCCUGUUAUGAAACACAUGAAAAGGAGAUCAUAACAUAUCAACAAGAUGGAGAUGAUCGACACAAAGUUAACUUCCUCUACUACUCUAGAGAGUACCAGACAUCAUUAUUUCGAUCAUUUGCCGAUCAUCCUACAAUACGUCGAAUCAGUGAAAUAGCAUCGACAACAAUCAGAGAUCGCAACCAAAUCAGAGACGUGCAAAGAUCUGGAUCAUCAAAUUACCAGUUAGAUCAACUCUUUACCGAUACUAUAACCAUUUCAACUGAAUUUAGAUCUCUAUGUGUUAUCUUUGGAUUAUUACCUUUUUGUAAAAAUAAUGAAGAUUUGGAUGUAUCAAUAUUAAGACUAGUUGAUUUGACUCGUCAAUCAGGUGAAUGGUCGUAUCCAGAAGAACUGAUUGUAUCGUAUGGUCUGGCAUUACACCUCUUAUCAAACUAUAAUUCUCAAUUGGUUGAUAUUCUCAGACACGAACAAUCAAAUGAAUUCAAGGUGAUUCAAAGAGCUACUUAUAUAUUAUUAAAAGGUAUUGGUCGUAAAAAUAUUGAUCGUACCUUGUCACUAGAGGUAGAAGAAAAAGAACAAGCUUGCAAGAUAAUACGUCUAACUCAACCAAUCAGUCUAAUCCCUCAACCUUUAAUACGAAGAUACUACAAAUUUUGGUCAGAUUAUAAUGAAGAUAUUCCAUACUUGGGUAGUGGUAUAUCAUUUUGGUUUAUUUUCUUAUUGAUUGAUUACUUUUUGCCGUUGGGUGAACAGACUGGUAAAUCAAUCAUGGCAACUAUUUUCUUGUUUGGUCUUUACUCAACAUUGGAAAUCAUUCUUUGGACAAUCAAUAAUAUUGCCAGAAAUUUAAGAAAAAGAGAAACAACCAAAAAGACAUGUAAAAUACAAGCGGUAGUCGUUAUUAUGGCAGAGGCGUGUAUCAUUAAUAAUAUUAUUAAUCAUGGCACUGACCCAGUCUCACCAUUUCACAGCUCUAGAUCAGAGAGAGAAACAUAUUUAUUAACUUCAUUCGAAUGCAUUGCAAAUAAUAGUAAUAAUAAUAAUCGUUAUGUCGUACCAUCAUACCUGUUAUGUGUAUUUGGAUAUAGAUUAUACAAAAUUAAUAAGUCUAUGCUUGUACCUAGAGACAUUGAUGGUGAAAGUCAAGUAGAACAAUUUGCUACGUUGUUGGAGAACAAUGAUACAAUGAAGAGUACUCUACAGGCACUCUAUUACAUCUGUGGAAACAACGAUCCAAUGUGUAAAAGGUUAGCACAUCCUCGUCUUGUCAAAGCUUUGAUUGACGCCUCUCGACUAGUCACUUUAUGCAGAUUUACAACAGUGACAACAAAUAUUUAUAGUACCAACCCAAAGACACGAGACAAGGCUAUUGAACAACUAUUCUAUGACAUUCUAACGUCUGAUGAAAAAUACAACAUGUUUACCAUCUCUUCCCUAUUACCUUAUCUUGAAAUUGAUGAUAUACCAAUGGAUGAAUUAAUGGGGUAUUGCGAACUGGGAUUUCCAAUUCAAAUUCUAGUUGCAGAGUUGUUGUCCAAAUAUUUAGUAUCGGAAUAUAAUAACCGUCGCUUGUCAAUACUUUAUUUCAAUACUCCACUCCUUGCUAGUAUGUUUCUAGGAUUGAUUUGGUUUGAACAAAAGAAUGAAUGUUCUGUGAUUAAAAAGGCGGCUGUUAUCAUGUUUAAUCAUGUUGGUAAAGAAUUAAUUGAUAAUACCGAUUUAUUGGAUGACAAUGAAAAGAUGGCAGCUUACAGUCUGUUGAAAGAGGGUUGGUGGACCAACAAUCAACUAUCAAAAUCCAUCAACAAGAUAUUGGUAAAAAACGAAUUGUUUGUUCAAGAUUUGACUGCCAACACAUUGAUUUGGUUUGGUUGUGGUAUGGUAUGUGGUUGGAGACAACUAGGUGGAGGUGGAGGUGGAGCUGGAUCAAUCAAAUAUAUUGUAGGUAUGGGAUUAGGGUACGCCGCUGCAGAGAUUACACGAUCAAUUGUCAAAUACUCAAUUGAUGAGCGACGAAAGAGCAAUGUCAACCAUUUAACAACUGUUCUCCUUGCUGCCAUUAGCGUACCAUCUUCUUACAUGUACAUCUCGAUGCUCAAGAUAUCACCCAUUCCAGUUCUACUCUUACACCUUGGUAGAUAUCUCUAUACCACCUAUCAGAAAGGAAUACAAUACAGAAAGGUACAAACACAUUUACAAAACAAUGAAUUGAUGGACCAUUACAAACAAAAGAUCAUAAAUGUUAGUUCAGAAUUCAAAGGUUCAAAGCUUGAAAAAUAA
Cavenderia fasciculata is the source of this 2403-nucleotide messenger RNA. RefSeq lists its product as uncharacterized. The transcript is spliced from 9 exons. NCBI's taxonomy places the organism in Eukaryota, Evosea, Eumycetozoa, Acytosteliales, Cavenderiaceae. The record is from RefSeq and is a predicted model, not a curated record. Bases 1 to 2403 code for a protein of 800 amino acids.